GAUCUUUUCUUUCCUAAUAACUCUCAAUAGGGUCACAUGUAUUCAGUUUUAAUUUAUAUCGGGAUCGAUAUAUUCAUUUCCGAUUGGAUGGUUUCCUUGACAGGACCAUGCCCGUUCAAGUACUUUCGUUUUAAUAUAAGAAAUAUGGAUUCUUCGAAUUCAUCAUAUGAGUCCAGGGAGCCAAAGGAGAUAUCAAGAAAAUCUUCUUGGUUUUUCUCUUCUGCUGUAUUUCCUCAUGGUUGAAAGCAGCCGAAAUUGUCCACAGUCCAACAUGACAUUCCAAUACGUGAAAAGUUGUCCAAGAACACGAGAGGAUUGGAUAAAUGCUGCAGCAAGAAAGAAUUGCUCGGGCGUCAAGCAAGACUGUGUAAAGUCGGAAAAAUUUCAAUACCAUUGUGUCAUCAAUUCACAAAUGAAUUCAAUUAUAGAAGUAUGUGCACCGACUUGGUUUUGUAUAGGGUUUUGUGCAGAAUACAACCUACAAGGAGAAAGAAUCCAGGACAAUUUCAAUGCACCGUGUAAAAACUUCUCCAACCCUUGUCCGCCAAGAUAUUUAUCUUCUGAAGCAUACCUAUACCAGGAAUGUUACAAGUUAGUGGAGCUUCAGAAGAAAGAAUCGUUUCUACAAAAUAAGACUUAUGACGUACCAAGCAAUGAUGGGGAGACUGUUUUAACUGUGACAAUUAUUUGCUACAGUGCUGUUCUACUAUCAACAUUUGCAGUGAUAAUUUUCAACAGAAAACAGGAGAAAAGUUCUGAAGCUCUUAGGAUGGAUGAUGAGGAAAUCAGAGAUGAUGUAACAAUGAUGCCUGGAAAGCAAAAUAUAUGACGUUUUUAUUUUAGCUGUAUUCUCUAAUAUAUGUAUAUACCUCCGAGCUUAGACAUUUACAACUGUUCUCCUCUUUUUAGGUAACCUGCGUAAACUCGGGUGACCUAUUGCUAUCCGUUGUCGUCCCUCGUCGUGCGUCAUAUGUUAACAUUUGAACAUUUUCAGCUUCUUUUCUGCAACCACCCAACCAAUUUCAACCAAAUUUUACAUAAAGCAUCUACGGGUAAAGGGGAAUAAAAAUUAUGAAUUUCAUGGUCCAUGACUAUUUGGGACGUCAGGGGUCGGAUCAAAACCCCUUAAAUUAGUGCAAUCUUUAAAAUCUUCUUUACUCCUAGAUAUCAAGCAGUCAAACUGUUAGCAUGAAAGUAAUGGCCAUUGAGUCCCCUACUGAAAUUGUGAAAUUCAUGGCCCUAGGAUCAGGGGUUCUAGUGCUAGGGCGGGGCUCUAUUGAUUAUAUAGUGAAAAUACAUUAUUUCUUUAAAACUCUUCUCCUCUGCUCCUGGGUAUUAAAUAAACUAAGUACAUAGUUAUGAUGAGGAAGAAUGUCUUUUGCAAUAUUUUUAAUUUUAUGGCCCCAGUGUCAGGUUAGUGUUAGGGGGGGCUCUUUUGAUUACAUUGAGAAAAUGCAGAAUUUGUUUGACAAUCUUUUUCUCUGCUGGUGGGUAUUCAAUAAACUAACUAAGUACAACGUUAUGAUGAGGAAGAAUGCUUCUUCCAAAAUUGUAAUUUUAUUGCCCCUGGGUCAGGGGUUCUGGUGUUGGGGGGGGGCUCUUUUGCUUAUACAGUGAAAAUACAUUAAUUGUUUGAAAAUAUUCUUUUCUGCUCCUGAGUAUUAAAUUAACUAACUAUUAAGUAUAUAGCUAUAUGAUGAGCAAGAAUGCCUCUUCCAAAAUUGUGAAUUUUUAUGGACCCAGGGUCAAGGGUUCUGGUCCAAGGCAGGUGCUUUAUAGUAUAUAGUGAAAAUAAUUAUAAAUUAUUUCCUAAAAAUCUUCUUUUUAAUUAACCAAACUUAAUAUGCUAAAUGUAUAGUUAUGAUCAUUAAUGGCGCUUCUUUAAAAAUUUUGAAUGCUUUGAUUUCUAGUUUAUCAAACAUGAACAAAAGUCAAUCAGUGAAAAGUUGUUGCAUGGUGCUCAGGUGACGUAUAAGGACCAUUGACCUCUUGGCUCUAGAUACAAGACUCUAUACAGUAGGACAAGAAUUCAAUUUUUUUUAAUUGUAAAUACUGUGUAUAUCUAAAAUAAAUGGAUGAAAUAAUAAUUUUCUCUGUCAUCAGAUAAGUUUACUGCAGUUCCACCCAUAUUUUUUUAAAUAAAUGUCAUUAAAAUAUUGUUAGAAUUGUAAAUAUACCAAUCAUAUCAUUUGCUCUCCCUUUUGACUCCCCUCCCCUUUGGCUAAAUAAUAUACUAGAUAAAUGUCGAGGUUAAAGAAAUUGCCAGUACAGCAUAAAUUCAAUAUAACGACUAACUUAUUUUUGCAAGGCAAUAUUUUUAAUUGUACAUGUAUGUUGUAGAUUUUUUGUUUGUAAAUCAAUAGAUUGUAGGAAUAAAAUACAAACAAAAACAAGAAAUAAGGACAUAAGACCUAAUUAAACAUGUUUAGAGUCCUUGCUUCUCAAAACCAUAAUAAAGUGGCAUAGUUUCCUUUGAUUCAAUAAUUUUAUUAUUGAUGUCAUUCUCGGUUAUAACAUGUAUAAAGAGUGCACAUAUGUUUUGUAAUCCAUCAUGCAAGUUUGUUUUUUUUUUAAGUCUUUUAUUGUUUUUUUUUUAAUAUUGAGGUCGAGUUUCGCUGUGGAAUUUGGAAGAAAAUGGGACACAUUUUUCAGAUUUCAUUUUUUUUUAAUGCUAUGAUGAUGAAGUAUUUAGUGUCUUAACAAUGUGUAAGUGUAAGUUUUGCACACAACAUCGAUAUUUUGGUGUUCCCACAGUAUUCAAUAGACUAGAUUGACCAUUGAACUUGAACACCCAUUUUGUUCCCGUUUGAAUUAUUGAAUCCAUCUGGAAUCUAUAUGGCCUUAAAUAUUUUUUUUCCAAAUAAUUUUUUUUAUUUGAAAUAUUAGUUUUCAGUAGACGUCUGUAAAAUGGCCAGUUUAAAAAUACCCUCCUCUUGGCAGAGAUCAUUUAUAAACAGUUUUCUUCUUAGUAUGGUGAUUAUGCUUACUAUUGAAUGAAUUUCUUUGUGAAGCUUACUUGAAAAACCUCUGAAUUUGUUGUGAUAUGGAGUUCUUUAUAAGUCCCCAACCGGCGAAACUGAAGGGGACAAUAGGUUUCCUCUGC
This is a messenger RNA of Saccostrea cuccullata (small rock oyster), 3103 nucleotides long. RefSeq lists its product as uncharacterized. The record is from RefSeq and is a predicted model, not a curated record. Lineage: Eukaryota; Metazoa; Mollusca; Bivalvia; Ostreida; Ostreidae. The transcript has 7 exons. Bases 167 to 829 code for a protein of 220 amino acids.